AUGGCGACCGCCAACAGCUUCCUCUCCUCCCGAUCCUCCGCCUGCUCGCUUGCCGUCCGCCGGGCGAGCCAUCCAGAGGGAGGGCCAGUGCGGAGGUCCGUGCCAGCUGAGAUUGCCGGGAGAGGACCUCUCCUCCGCCAUGUAUCUCUCGCUCCGCGGAUUGGUCUUCCUGGGAAGCCGCAGAGGUGAGCCAGGAUGUCGGGGUAGAAUUUCGUACGUUUUUUUACUCGGAUUCGGGCUCUCCGGUGUCUCAAUUCCUCAGUUUGCGUGCUUUGUCUGUUCGGUGGACUGGCGAUGACUGCGACAAGGAGAGAUUUGUAUCUUUUUCCGAACUUCGCUUGCUCGAAUCUUAUUUGAUCUCGUCGGACAAGUCUCCUUAGGUUAUUUUUCAUUUCUCCACUGUGCUCAGAUAGACCAGUAGCAUGAACGGACAAAUCUGUGCCCUGUCAUGGAUGAGAUCAUACUUAUGGGACGCUUGUUGGUACUCCAGCUUCUCCUCUGCUCAAGUGUUUUUCAAUUUCUCUCUGCGUCCUCUAUCAUCAUCGAAGCUGAUUUCGUCAUCUAUUUCCUUCUGACUGUAUCGCUCUGGUUUCCGAAUUUGGUCAUGCGGUGAUAUAUUCUCUAUUUCCUGAGCUCAGUGUUUUUAUUUGAUCCCUUAUUCUAGUUUUUGGAGAAGAUUCAGUGCAAUCUUCCUGGCUGUGGCUUUUGUUGAAAGAGAAUACAGAUUUAUUAUCCAUUUCCCGUCAUGACGUCUUAGCCUUUUAGAUUGCUGGAUGGGUAGUUCAAAUCAUUCCCUGGCUUCCAGUUCAUACUUGUUCUGUGUAAAGUGAAGAAACAAUUAUUUUUGGUUGGUAUUCAUCGAGAGUUUGCCACGAUUAUAAUGGUUGGUAUCUUUCUCUGGUUGUGGUGUAGGAACAUAUUUCUAUCUUCUGUUAAUUCAGCAGAUGUUCUGGGAUCUUCCCCCACGGUUUGUACCUUUCCCUUUCUCAUUUUUUUUAUUCCUUUUUGUUAGAAACGUCCGUCUGCCGUCAAUUUUUGACAGAUGUCCGUUUUAAAUGAGUUAAAAGUCCUGGGCAGGUGAAAAGAAGUUUUCUUUGGUGGUGCACAAUUUGGAAGUUCUCGUCUUUGUUUCGCUUGUUUUUCGUUUUGCUUAUGAAAUCGAGAUGCGUUGUUUUUUUCAUUCUGUUUUUCCUGUAACUUGCUAGGCAGCUAGAUUCAUUCCUGAAGUGUAUCGGCCGAACUAUAAUGGUCUAUAAGUUUAUUGACAAUGUCUCGCUGAACACAUGCAUGUUGUGUUUCAUCUUGAUUGUGUGAGGAGCCCUAACAUGGAAAAGGCAUCUUUGACAGAUAUCUGAUCCGGACGUGAGCUCAGUUCCCAUGCCUAUAUUGCUAAUUGACCAGGACUCUGAUCCAAAUGCAACCCUGGUGCAAUUGAGCUUUGGUGACCGUCUGGGUGCUCUCAUUGACACUGUAAAGUGACUCUGAACCUGCCUUGUGAAAAUAUUCCUUUACAUGCAAUUUUUAUUGUUUAUUUUGACACAACGACGAUGAACAUUAGAAGAUAAUUAUUUUUAUUUUUAUGGAAACCAUUGAGAAAGAUUUCCGUGCUAGAUAAAAUAAAAUUAAAAAAAAACUACGCAUCGACUUUUAUUAGUUUGCCGUGGGAUAAAGAAUGCACAUUACACAAGUUCUGUCCAUUUCAUUCCAAUAUUUUUCUUAACUGCACAAAUAUCACUUUUAUGAUCUCUCUCUCUCUCUCACACACACACACACCUUGGCUGUAUCUUUUUUCAAUUAAUCUUCCUCUUAACCAGAAUGACUCCCUUCAGACGAGAAGAUAGAUUGACUGUCAAAUUAUAUCUCGUCUCCACGUGAGUGUAGAUAUCAUGUCAUGAUCAUUUCUUGGCCUAUCCGGACCGUUACAUGAAUAUGCAGUAGAAAAGUGCAGUAUAGCAGAAAGCACAUCCAUCCAAGAGUUCUUCUUUUUCUCUCUCUCUCAUGUUUUUAUGCAUAAUUUGAGUACUUUUUAAUCGUCGGUCAAUGGCUUUUUUUUUUUUUUUUACCCAGAUGAGAGCACUGAAAGAUCUGGGCUUGGAUGUGACAAAGGGAACUGUAACAACCGAGUCUUCAGUUAAACAGACAAAGUUUUUCAUCGCACGAUCGUAAGCUGACCAUCUUGCAAUCCUCUGUUUUUCAUAAAUAAAUUGCUGACAGAUCUUAAGAUUGUAGGUUCCCUGCACAACCCCGCCCAAUGACUGCCCUAAAUUACAUAGAGUAAAAGAAAUACUGUUUUGACGAACUUUUCGUAGCCAUAUACGGACAAAAAAUAAUUGUUACUACAACAUGCCUGCCUGUCGUAUCCAUAAUAAUGCCCAUUAUGAUCCUACAGUCAUCCAUGUUGAUUGCACUGAAACCAUUGCCACUACUCGUUGAGUAGAGAGUCAAUCCUAUCUUUAUUGUGAAUCAUACCAAUCCAUCGAUUAGUUGGAUGUACCCGUCCGUGCAAGUAUUUGUAUUUGUGCAUGCCUCUUAUAUGAAAAAAGUGCUGGGACAAAGGCAUGCACGGUGCUCUCGACAUGCCAUGCUUUGUCAGAAUAAGAUGCUGGAUGCUUGUGAUGCAACUGCCAUAAACGAUCGAUAAGUUUCUUUUGAGGUAUUUCUGUAGUCUCAGGUGCGACGACAUGAAUUAGCUUUGGUUAGUGAGCUGAACGCUCUAUAGGUGUUCCUUUGGCGUACUCAUCUUAUAAUAUAAGCUAUCGGCAUUUUAGCAGUUUUUCUCUAGGAUUUCUUGCAUGUAGCGUUUAAACUGUCAAAGAGAAGAAAGAAAAUUCAUGUUUAUCUUGUAUGGUGUUCGUGAGCAUUAUAGAGGGCGCAAGGUUGAGAAUCCUGACAUGCUUGAGAAAAUUCGUCUGACCAUCAUCAACAACCUGCUCAAAUAUCAUCCGGUAUGGCUUAUUCAACCAUUUACAUGUCACCAAGCUCCUACUAGAUCUCGUUCUUCCCCUUGACUCCGUAUGUUUUCCUCAGGAAUCCAGCGUGAAGCUUGCAAUGGGGGAGGCUUUUGGAAUAAAACCUCCGGAGAACAAGGUUUCUGCUCUCUCUCUCUCUCUCUCUCUCUCUCUCUCUCGUAGAACACUCCGGUGCUUCAACCCAUAUUCAUCUUCCUCCCCUCUUUUUUAUUGAGGCCCAUAGCUUUUUCUCCGUGAUUCCGAUGCAGGUCGACGUUGACGUCGUCACUCACGUCCACGUUCAGGAAGAUGGGCCAAAGAGAAGGUGCGUCCUGCCAUCCCUCUCCUCCCCUCCCCCCCCGGUGGUCGUCGGCCGGCUCCGGUGGCGUGACCCUCUCCACCUCUCUUCUUCAGCUUGCUGUCUAUAGAGACGGCCGACCGGCCGGGCCUUCUGCUGGAGGUCAUCCAGAUCAUGGCGGAUAUCAGCAUCGACGUCGAAUCGGCGGAGAUAGACACAGUGGUUCGUCCUCUCCCUGCGAUCAACCAAAGAAAUCUAACUAACCUGCUGAUCGAGCUGUCCUCCCUCCCCGUGGCGUUUCAGGGCCUGGUCGCCAAGGAUAAAUUUCACGUCAGCUACAGAGGCGCGGCCCUCAACAGCUCCCUGUCUCAGGUACUCACUCGUCGCCCGUCGGCGUCCCCAUCCUCUCCCCCCUGCUGCCACAGCAUCUUCGCGUUGACUCCCUCCUCCUCCGCUCGUUGCAGGUGUUGACCAACUGCCUCCGCUACCACCUCCGGAAGCCCGAGGCGGAGGAAGACAGCUACUGA
Molecule: messenger RNA, 3773 nt
Organism: Spirodela intermedia
Lineage: Eukaryota; Viridiplantae; Streptophyta; Magnoliopsida; Alismatales; Araceae
Source: the annotation of a GenBank genome assembly